Alosa sapidissima (American shad) is the source of this 870-nucleotide messenger RNA. Its product is annotated as dual specificity protein phosphatase 13-like. The transcript has 5 exons. Bases 231 to 806 code for a protein of 191 amino acids. Gene Ontology annotation, molecular function: MAP kinase phosphatase activity; protein tyrosine/serine/threonine phosphatase activity. Gene Ontology annotation, biological process: protein dephosphorylation; negative regulation of MAPK cascade. The record is from RefSeq and is a predicted model, not a curated record. Gene Ontology annotation, cellular component: cytoplasm. NCBI's taxonomy places the organism in Eukaryota, Metazoa, Chordata, Actinopteri, Clupeiformes, Clupeidae.
AAUCUUCACUUUUUUGGUGGGAACUACGGGGUACAAAAUGCUGUGGAGUACCAGGAACAAGUCUCUAGAGGCAUGAGAGAGUGUGUACCACUUGUAGCAGACAGACUCCCUGCUGAAGGACAUGAGAAAACAGGAGAUACUCAACUGGGGAAACAGGAGAUACUUAACUGGGGAAAACAGGAGAUACUUAACUGGGGGGAACAGGAGAUACUUAACUGUCCAGUGCAGGGAUGGCUGUGGAAUGGGGACAAGGCUAUGAGACCCCCUCUGUCUCUGAGCUACAAGACUUCCUGUUGGCCAACCGCAUCCCUACAGGACACGUCAACCAGGUGUGGCCCAACCUCUACAUUGGCAACGAGGUGGCAGCUCGAGACAAACCGCUGCUGUACCACAUGGGCAUCACACACAUCGUCAAUGCAGCCAGCGGGCCCCCACACGUCAACACUGGACCCCGUUUCUAUAGAGAUAUGAACAUCGACUAUUAUGGGGUGGAGGCAGAUGACUCGAUGGAUUUCAUCAUAGCGCCGUACUUCUACUCAACCGCUCGCUUCAUCAGAGCAGCACUGGGCAGAGGAGGGAAAGUGUUUGUGCACUGCCUGAUGGGUGUGAGUCGUUCGUCCACGCUGGUGUUGGCAUUUCUGAUGAUCUGUGAGGAUCUGACCCUGCGAGAGGCGGCUCGGACCGUGCGACAGCACCGAGACAUCUGCCCCAACCCCGGCUUCCUCCACCAGCUACGCCACCUGGACACCAGCCUGCAGCGCCAGCGCAAUGCAAGCAAGGCCCUCCAGCCCCAGACGCUCCGCUGAAACUGCCCAGUCAAUUUGGACUGAAGUUGAAAUAAAUAUGUUUAGCCACUACUAGACACAAGCA